Messenger RNA from Saprolegnia parasitica CBS 223.65, 989 nucleotides. RefSeq lists its product as hypothetical. The record is from RefSeq and is a predicted model, not a curated record. The transcript has a single exon. Lineage: Eukaryota; Oomycota; Saprolegniomycetes; Saprolegniales; Saprolegniaceae. Bases 1 to 972 code for a protein of 323 amino acids.
AUGGCCUCCUUGAAGCGCGCUGCUUCGCCGCCAUCGGCGCCAGCCAAACGUCUCUGUAUUGCCAGCGAAGUCUUGACCAACCCGUCGCUGGUCGGCUCCAUCACGGACUUUAGCACCGACUGCCUCGCCUUUUGCCCGACGCUCUACGACGUUGACGAGCUCGUCCACGCAGGAAAAAGUUUUCUGGACCGUCUCUGCGGCAAGCAUGUCCCCAACGGCUACGUCGACCACGCAGCCAACCUCAGCAAGGACGAGCUCGUCGCGCGCGCCAAGGCCAGCGUCACGAAUCCCAAGGCUCUCUACCGGGCGCUCAAAGUGCUCCAGAAGCUCGCCGAGAUCGUUGCGCCCAUCGACGCGACGUACGGUGGGGCAGCCAGUGGUAUGCACGACUUCGAUUUCUGCUACAUGACCCCGAUGCUAUUUGCGCCGAGCUGCCGCGUAGAUCCGACGUCGACGACGUGGGGUCGCGACGAUUUGGUCAAGAUUUUCGACGACGACAGCCUUGCGCUGUCGGAGGGGCGUGGCGUGCCCGACGGCUUCGGGUGGCACUGGUACAACUUGUCGGAGGACGGUACCUGUGCCUUCUGCGCGACGGCCGGGACGGUUCAGGAGAGCGCCGAGCUGCAAUACGAAAGCGAUUCGAGCCCUGCCUCCGACACGUGGCGCGCUGUAGUCGAGGCCAACGGUCUGCACCCGUACAUCUUGCGGGGCUGGCGCAGCUACGCCUAUCACGCGCUCUUGUUCAACCGCGACACCCACCGCGACUUUUGCCGCAACGUCGUCCAGCCGCUUCGCGCUCACCUUCGCGCGCAUCUGCGUGACGUCAAGAUCGUCAGGUGCUUCAACGCCUCGCCUCGAGAGGCCGCGACGAUUCUUGGUGGCAUCUCAACCGACGGCUACCUCGUCGGCCUUUGGUUUGGCGCGUUUGAUUACAACGUGUACCGAUAUUGUGCGUAUAUGCAAGAAAUCUAAUGUAUUUUCGAGUCGAC